This is a messenger RNA of Baudoinia panamericana UAMH 10762, 864 nucleotides long. RefSeq lists its product as uncharacterized. Gene Ontology annotation, molecular function: histone deacetylase activity, NAD-dependent; NAD+ binding. The record is from RefSeq and is a predicted model, not a curated record. The annotation marks the transcript as partial. NCBI's taxonomy places the organism in Eukaryota, Fungi, Ascomycota, Dothideomycetes, Mycosphaerellales, Teratosphaeriaceae. The transcript has a single exon.
AUGGGUAACGAAGAAUCAUCACCUGUUGACGAGUCGGUCCCGCCACAAACCCUAUCGAGCCGUACGCUUGAAGCGCUGGCCGAAUACAUGGCCUCUCCGCGCUGCUCAAAGAUCGUUGUCAUGACCGGUGCUGGCAUUAGUACAAGUGCUGGUAUUCCGGACUUUCGCUCUCCAGAUACAGGACUAUAUGCGAACCUGGCACGACUUAAUCUCCCGUAUGCGGAAGCGGUGUUUGACAUCAGCUUCUUCCGCCAGAAUCCCGAACCAUUCUACGCACUGGCGCACGAACUGUAUCCGGGCAAGUACAGGCCAACAAUCACACAUAGCUUUAUCCGGCUUCUACAUGACAAGGGACUCCUUCUCAAGCUAUUCACCCAAAAUAUCGAUUGUCUGGAACGGGAAGCUGGCGUACCUGACGAUAAGAUCGUGGAGGCGCAUGGCUCGUUUGCAAGGCAAAGUUGCAUUGAGUGCAAGCACCCUUACCCUGAAGAAGAUAUCAAGCGACAUAUUGCGGCCAAAGAGAUUCCGCGAUGUCAUUCUUGCAAAGGGUUGGUAAAGCCGGAGAUUGUGUUUUUCGGCGAGCAGCUACCCGAGGCUUUCUUCCGGAACAGAAUGUUGCCUGCGCAGGCAGAUUUGUGUAUUGUGAUGGGCACCAGCCUGACCGUCCAGCCGUUUGCGAGUCUGCCCCAGCUUGCCGCUCGCUCAACGCCACGGCUUCUGGUGAACAAAGAGAGGGUUGGUGGCCUGGGCUCUGCAUCAGAUGACGUCGUGCUGCUAGGCGACUGCGACGAGGGUGUGAGGAAGCUUGCAAAGGCAUGCGGGUGGCUGGAGGAGCUGGAGGCUCUUUGGGCAAAGACGGCGCCA